AUGGACAGACUGAACGAGCAGCGCCUCUUUCAGCCGGACCUGUGUGACGUGGACAUCGUGCUGGUGCAGCACAAAAGCAUCUUCCCGGCGCAUAAGGGGGUCCUGGCGGCCUACAGCCAGUUCUUCCACUCCCUCUUCACCCAAAACAAGCAGCUGCAGCGCGUGGAGCUCUCUCUGGAGGCCCUCACCUCGCAGGGCCUCCAGCAGAUCCUCAACUUCAUCUACACGUCCAAGCUCCUCGUCAACUCCUGCAAUGUGCAGGACGUGCUGAACGCGGCUGCCGUGCUGCAGAUGAACAACAUUGCCUCCUCCUGCCAGAACCUCCUCGACACCCGCUCGCUCAGCCUGGCCGCCGACAUGGCCCUGCCCGCCGAGGGCUGCACCGGACCCCCGCCCUACUACUGCGAGAUCAAGCAAGAGGUGGAUGCCCCCCAUCCCAAAAUCUACGCCCGGGAAGGCAACGACCCCUACUCGGUGCGGGUGGAGGAUGGAGCGGGCGGUGGGACGCUCCCGCCUGGUCCAGCCAAGCAGUACUACAAGGAGGAGAAGGAUGAUGGGCCGGGCGCUGUCUGUAAGAUGGAGGGCGAGGAGUCCGAGGAGGACCUGGACAGCCAGGGCUCAUACAACCGGGAGCAGAUCAUCGUGGAGGUGAACCUCAACAACCAGACCCUCAACGUCUCCAAAGGCAUGGAGGGGAAAGCAGCCGCCAGCGAGGCGGCUGUGAUGGGGCGGCCUGAUGGCGAUGGGCAUGACACGGAGGAGGAUGGGGAGGGGGAGAACGAGGAAGGAGAGGAGGAGGAGGAAGAGGAGGAGGAUGCGGAGGUGGGCGAGGAGGAAGAGGAGGAGCACAGCGAGGAGGAAGACCUGGAGGAGACGACGGAAGAAGAGGACGAUGACGAUGACGACGAAGACGCGUCGGAGGUGAAAAGGGAAAAGGGUGGGCAGCCCCGCAGAGGCAGCCGGGCGUCCAAAUCCACCAAACCUGCCAUGGCAACCAGGUCCCAGGAGAUGGCCAAGGUGGAAGAGGAGGAGGAGGAGGAAGAGGAAGGCCAGCGAGGGAGGAAGAGGAAAAAGGAACAGGAUGGUUUGGGCCAGAAGGUGAAGCUGGAGGAGAAGCAGCACUACCCGUGCAAGAAGUGCCCCCGGGUCUUCAACAACCGCUGGUACCUGGAGAAGCACAUGAACGUCACGCACAGCCGGAUGCAGAUCUGCGACAAGUGCGGCAAACGCUUCCUCCUCGAGAGCGAGCUGCUGCUGCACCACCAGACCGACUGCGAGAAGAACAUCCAGUGUGUGACGUGCGGGAAGGGGUUCAAGAAGCUUUGGUCUCUCCACGAGCACAACAAGAUCGUCCACGGCUACGCUGAGAAGAAGUUCUCCUGCGAGAUCUGCGAGAAGAAGUUCUACACCAUGGCCCACGUGCGCAAACACAUGGUUGCUCACACCAAGGACAUGCCGUUCACCUGCGAGACCUGCGGGAAGUCCUUCAAGCGCAGCAUGUCCCUCAAGGUCCAUUCACUCCAGCACUCUGGGGAAAAGCCCUUUAAAUGCGAGAACUGCAACGAGCGUUUCCAGUACAAGUACCAGCUGCGUUCCCACAUGAGCAUCCACAUCGGCCACAAGCAGUUCAUGUGCCAGUGGUGCGGCAAGGACUUCAACAUGAAGCAGUACUUCGACGAGCACAUGAAGACGCACACGGGCGAGAAGCCCUACAUCUGCGAGAUCUGUGGGAAGAGCUUCACCAGCCGCCCCAACAUGAAGCGGCAUCGCCGGACCCACACGGGCGAGAAGCCGUACCCCUGUGACGUCUGCGGCCAACGCUUCCGCUUCUCCAACAUGCUCAAAGCCCACAAGGAGAAAUGUUUCCGAGUCAGCAACCCUUUGGCUUUGGACACGGCUGCCCCCCAACCCGCCGCCAGCCCAGCCCCGCUGCCCCCCGGCCCCGGCGUCUCUCCCCUGCCCCUGCCGCUGCUUCAUCCCCUUCCACAGACCCUCCCUCCUCCUCCUCACCUACCGCCACCCCCUCCCCUGUUUCCCGCGGGGAGGAUAAAUUCGAACAACAACUAG
Molecule: messenger RNA, 2067 nt
Organism: Haliaeetus leucocephalus (bald eagle)
Lineage: Eukaryota; Metazoa; Chordata; Aves; Accipitriformes; Accipitridae
Gene: ZBTB47
Product: zinc finger and BTB domain containing 47
Exons: 5
Coding region: 1-2067 (688 amino acids)
Biological process (GO): regulation of transcription by RNA polymerase II
Cellular component (GO): nucleus
Molecular function (GO): protein binding; RNA polymerase II cis-regulatory region sequence-specific DNA binding; DNA-binding transcription factor activity, RNA polymerase II-specific
Source: RefSeq, a predicted model, not a curated record